AUGGGUUCUAGAAUCCCAUCUCAUCAGCUUAGUAAUGGCCUAUAUGUAUCAGGCCGGCCAGAGCAGCCGAAAGAAAGGGUUCCAACGAUGUCUUCCGCAGCCAUGCCAUAUACUGGCGGAGACAUUAAAAAGUCGGGAGAAUUGGGAAAAAUGUUUGAUAUUCCUGUUGAUGGCUCAAAGUCCAGAAAGUCUGGACCGUUAACAGGUGCACCGUCACGAGCAACAUCUUUCGGAGGAGCCGGUUCACAUUCCGGACCAAUUCAUCCUAAUGCUGCUGCUCGAGCUAUCUAUACUACUUCAGGUUCCAUGUCUAUUGGUGGUGCAGCUGGUUCAACUUCACAAAAGAAAUCGAAUUCCGGGCCGCUGAGUAAGCACGGGGAACCGGUUAAAAGGUCUUCUGGUCCUCAGUCUGGCGGAGUAACUCCAACCGGACGUCAAAAUUCUGGACCUCUUCCUCCUGUUCUUCCGACAACAGGUCUGAUUACAUCAGGCCCCAUAUCAUCUGGCCCACUAAACUCUUCUGGUGCUCCUAGGAAAGUGUCCGGUCCUUUGGAAGCGACAGGUUCGAUGAAGCUGCAAGGCUCUGCUGCUGCUGUUCACAAUCAAGCUGUGACUGUUCUUAGUCAAGUUGCCGCGUCUUUCACUUGGAAUACCUAUUGGGGAAGAAGAGCUAUAAUGGGCUUCGUUGCUAACUAUCCGGACUCCGAGCUUAGAACUGCAAAGAAUGGGCAGUUUGUGAAGGUUUCCGGGGUUGUUACUUGCGGUAAUGUACCUCUCGAGUCAUCAUUCCAAAAAGUCCCCAGAUGUGUAUAUACAUCAACAAGUUUAUACGAGUAUCGAGGAUGGGACUCAAAAGCUGCCCAUCCUACACAUCGACGAUUUUCUUGGGGCCUUAGAUUUCUGGAAAGGCGGGUGGUUGACUUUUACAUCUCGGAUUUCCAGUCUGGUUUAAGGGCGCUGGUUAAGACGGGCCACGGAGCAAGAGUGACCCCUUAUGUUGAUGACUCAAAUCUGUUCCAUGUAAACCCAAGCAAAGAAGAGUUAUCUCCAGAAUUCGUCCGGUGGUUGGGAGAGAGAAAUUUGUCAAGUGACGACCGCAUCAUGCGGCUAGAAGAAGGGCAUAUAAAAGAAGGAAGCACGGUGAGUGUAAUGGGAGUUGUUCAAAGGAAUGAGAAUGUGCUAAUGAUAGUUCCACCACCAGAGGCAAUAACAACAGGCUGCCAUUGGUUGAAAUGUAUAUUUCCUGCUAGCUUGGAAGGUAUAGUGUUGAGAUGUGAGGACAUGUCAAAGACUGAUGUGAUACCAGUUUAA
Messenger RNA from Vicia faba (fava bean), 1311 nucleotides. The record is from the annotation of a GenBank genome assembly. Lineage: Eukaryota; Viridiplantae; Streptophyta; Magnoliopsida; Fabales; Fabaceae.